GUUCCUCCUCCACCUCCUUCCCCUCCUUCGACCUUUAAGUCAUGAACUCUGUUUUCUCUGUCUUCACUUCGCAUUGCCGGGGAACCGAGCUGAAAGGCGGAGACGACAGAUCAGAGAAAUGUUUUUCCCGUUCCUCCAGAUGAGCCGUGACGACCGACGCGUGAGAAAGCUGUAUGUUUAAGGACAUGUUUUCAUUACCUUUCGGUUUCUGUGAGGUGACUCAGACCAGAUGAAGCCUUGUGUGAGAUGAUCAGGAUGAAGUUCAAACAGAGCUUCAUGUUUUUAAUUUGUCCCAUCAUGGUGCUGAUAUUCUUCUACUAUUCGUCCUGCAGACUGCACUUACGGAUCACAGUCCAGAAAUCUCAGGCUGAUUUGGAUAGGUUACCCUCCGCGGGACGGAAAGUAGCUUCAGAGUACGACAAGCAGGGAUUCUUUACCAAGUUUGACAGAAAACUGCCUCUGGAGCUGCAGUAUAAAUAUGGUAAUCUCAGUAAAGGCGAGUGUAAACCGGGUUACGCAGAAGCCAAGAUGACUUCAAUCUAUCCAAAGUUUUCAAAACCAGCGCCUAUGUUCCUCGAUCCAAAUUUCAAGAGGCUAUCAAAGAUUAGCGGUUACCUGCCUCCAUUUGGAGUAAGAACACAAGAAAGGAUCAUCGAUCAUAUUUUACAAGCUACAAAGAGAUAUUCACUAGGUUCAGAACUGGACAGAUUAAGUUGUAAGAAGUGUAUCAUUAUUGGCAACGGAGGCAUUCUGUUCAACAAGUCCCUGGGCUCCCAAAUCGAUCAGUAUGAUGUUGUCGUACGACUGAACGAGGCUCCAGUCGCCGGGUUCGAGAAGGACGUGGGCUCGAAGACCACCAUGCGUAUCACGUACCCCGAAGGAGCCAUCCAGAGACCGGAGCGCUACGAGAAGAGCUCGCUUUUCGUCUUAUCUGCCUUUAAACUCAUGGACUUCAAAUGGCUGCGUCUCAUGGUGUUCAAAGAAAAACUGCGAAGUUAUGACGGGUUCUGGAAGUCCGUGGCACGUGUCGUUCCCAGAGAGCCAGAAGACAUGCGCAUCCUGAACCCGUAUUUCAUCCAGGAAGCGGCCUUCAGAUUCAUCGGCCUUCCACACAACAAAGGUGUCAUGGGAAAAGGGAAUAUUCCUACAUUGGGGACUGUUGCGAUCACGAUGGCUCUUCAUAACUGUGAUGAGGUGGCGGUGGCCGGAUUCGGAUAUGACAUGAACAAACCUCAUGCACCUCUGCACUACUACGAGAAGCUCAAGAUGUCUGCAAUCAAAGAGUCGUGGACACACAACAUAUCCAAAGAGAAAGAGUUCCUCCGAAAGCUGGUGAAGGGGGGCGUUAUUCAGGACCUUACCAAUGGGAUCUGACGUCACGUCCCCGUCAUGCAGCGGAUAGAUAGUAUUCACCAUAUCACUGGUGACUGGCCUCCCAGCCGAAGGACUCACACUAACGUGAGCCGUCAGACGUCCAGAGAUGUUUGAGCCAAUCGCAUGAUGCAGCCGGAGGAAGUGACCUCACCUCAUAUGCUGGACAGUGUCCAUGGCAGUCUCACCUCAAACAUGGUAAUGCUUUAUUUAAGAUGCCACGUAGAUGAGAAAAAGUCCGUCCCUGUGUGCCACGGCGCCCGACAGAGACUGGAAACGUGCUGCUUUCUCCUGCUUUUUUACUCCAUUGUAUUCAGUAUUUAUUAGACAGUAUUUUAAUCGUCGUUGUUGAGAUGCUUUACUUUUUAAGCUUAGUCAGCUUGAAUGCUUUAUCACUGUUCUCUUCAAUCUCAGGCUAUGCACAACAGCACACAACAAAUGAUUGCCACUGUUGAUUUUCUGCCGCUCUUCUGACGUGUGCCAUUAAACCAAUCAGCAUCAUUUGUUUCCUGCGCCUUGCACAUGUGUAUCCCUCUCUGUGUAUAACCUGAUCGUGAGACCAGCCGGAUUAAAGUAUUAUCAAGACUUCUACAUUCAGUCUGAAAUGGGCUUUUCAUUUGAACUGUCAGUUGAUGUGUAAGGGGAAUUUAAAUGCGCUACAAACAGGCUCGAUGGAGAUGUACAUGAGCGCCACGUUUUUUAAGAUGCUGUGUCAAGUUAAAAGAAUUUAAACUUUUACAUGCAGUGUUGCUCAUCAGUGUCAGUUCCAAAACAGUCGACCAAUCAGAAGACUUUGGAGGCGGGGCAAGUGUUGCAAGCUUUUGUUUACAGUAGCAAGUUGGCUUGGAAACUGGAAAUUGGCUGAUAAGGAAUUCUGCACUGUGCUUUUUUUAAAACCAUUCCUGAGCACCGUGUCUCAUGUUUUAAAUGCAAGAAUGCAUUCGGUGUGAACGGCCCCUAAUAAUGCAUAUGAAUUGUAUGUUAUAGUAGACCUUCAGUGAGUACUGUGUUAGUAGCAAAUGACAUUUCAAGUCAAAAUACUUUAUUCUCUAUGCCAUUGUUGUACCACCUAUAAAAUAAGUAUUUUAAUAAGUAAGUUAAAAUAAUGACAUGUCAAUAAAGUAAAUUUUAUUUCA
This is a messenger RNA of Carassius auratus (goldfish), 2507 nucleotides long. RefSeq names its product CMP-N-acetylneuraminate-beta-1,4-galactoside alpha-2,3-sialyltransferase-like. NCBI's taxonomy places the organism in Eukaryota, Metazoa, Chordata, Actinopteri, Cypriniformes, Cyprinidae. Bases 247 to 1374 code for a protein of 375 amino acids. The record is from RefSeq and is a predicted model, not a curated record. The transcript is spliced from 12 exons. Gene Ontology annotation, molecular function: sialyltransferase activity.